UCUAUCAGUGACCUGAUCGGACAUGUAAACCUUACAAAGUUCUAUCGAUACAUGGGUUCCCUGACAACUCCAAAAUGCAGAGAAGCAGUCGUGUGGACGGUCUUUCACGAACCAAUCAGUGUAAAGAGUGAUGAGUGCUCAUUCAUGGUGCUACGAUGAUCACUGUGACCUCAGUCCGUCUCAGUGGCAUCUUCUUCCUGACUCUUACUGUGAUGGUGAACGCCAGUCACCCAUCAACAUUGACACAGAAAAUGUGGAAUUGGAUGAAAGUCUUGACUCCUUCAAAUUUACAAACUUUGACGACAAGCAUGCUAUCAAGUACAUCACCAACACUGGCCACACAGUAAAGUGUGUAUUAAAGGACGAUGUGGUGGAGGUUUCAGGGGGAGGUUUGGAACAUGAUUACUCCACACUACAGUUCCACUUUCACUGGGGCACCGAAUCACAAGACUCAGAGGGUUCAGAACACACUGUGGAUUCAAAAAGAUACCCUAUGGAGAUGCACAUUGUGACCAAGAGGAAGAAUUUAACACUAGAUGAGGCCUUAAAGAUGCCUAAUGGCCUGGCAGUGCUGGGAUUCUUUAUUGAGGUUUCACAUGCAAGCAAAAGCAGCUCACAUUUGAAUGAAGCUGCACACCCCUCAUCAAGUCCAACAUCUGGCAUGGAAGCUUGGAAAAAACUAACUACCUACCUCCCAGCCGUCCAAGAUAUUAACUCUAAAUUUGAAGUCACAGAUGAGAUCUCCAUUGAUGACUUGCUGGGGAGCGUGAAUCGCCAAUCAUACUACCGCUACAACGGCUCCCUUACAACCCCUUCAUGCAAUGAAGCUGUUGUUUGGAUGGUGUUUAAGGAGUCUGUCAAGGUGGACCAUGACCUGAUGAUGAUGUUCCCAAAACAUGCAGAAUAUCACAACGUAUAUUGGUCAGCCCAGUCUCUGCACGCCAGAAAACUUCACACCACAAAGGCUUCAUCUGCAUCCAGUUUUCCAGGACCCAUCCUCCUCUAUAUGCUGCUCUCCUGCCUUUGUGUCCUUUUCAGGUGAUCUGGGCCUGUGAAGAUCUAUUGUUAAUUUUGCACUAUUCAUCCAUCUUUAUAUACUUGCAAAAUGCUUGGACAGUGACACUGACCUUGUUUAUAAAAAGACUAUCACCACUUUGAUUCUGCAAACACUUAAUAGACAAGAAUAUCAGCAAUCAUGCUUUGGGGUGUUAUUCUAUUGUAUUGGAUUCUAUUGAAAUCUAUUCUAUGCUACAGUCAUUUAGCAGAUGCUUUUCUUCAAAGCGACUUACUUCUGAGAGUAAGAACAGUACCAGUGAGAAAUCAAACAGAAUGGGACCCAGGUGCUGUACUGUAGUUUUUUCCCCUCUCUACAAUAGUCUUUUGUUAAAUUACGAGGUCAUGUGUUAUCCUUUACAUACUGUGUAAAAUGUCAUGAAACCGGGGAUUGUGAGUGUGAUUUCAAGGCUACUUUUUAUUACAAUGAGCACUAGAUGUACAGUUUGUUGCAUGUUUUGUUUGCACAGGUCAUGAAAUAUAGAAAUGCAUGGCAAAAGUAAAGUAGAAUACUGACAAUAUUUUAGAGACUCAACUAUUAUAAGAGGGACCAAGCUGCCUUCCCUCAACGACAUGACUUCAGGGUAAAGAAUUGGUCUGUUGUGCUGAUUUUGUGUGGGUAUUUUUUUAUGUGUACAAAUAAAUACAUAAUAAAUACAAAUAUUCAAGGUACACCCUGGACAAGUUGCCAAUCUAUCGCAGGGCAAAUACAAACAUAUGCAUAUUAAAUAGAUUUUUUCUGUCCUCUGAACAAUUAAUGUUCUUUACUGAAUUCCAAAAGCCUAUAAUAACAACAAAAGCAGCAAUACUCUUCACUCUGCAUUUGCACCCUGCUUCCACACCACCAUUCUUACACAGCCUGUAAGGCCUAAAGUGGUCCUGAAGUGCGUACAUGAAGUUACUACUAACAUUUUUUUACAGCCUGAAGAUGGCCGAGCUCUUUCUUAUUCAAACAAGUAAAAAACCUGUUCCUAUCAAUUAAAUGAGAAGCUUGAGUCAUCGUCUGAAGUUUGGCCUUUGACGGCAAAAGGGUUCAGCUUUGCAAUGUUUCUCAGAUGAAAGAAACUAUUUAUAAUUAUCUGUCAAGGAUGAUGUUCCAGAGACAUUCCUAAGGCUCUUGUUUUAUUAGCAGCUAUACAACCUUUUUUUUCAUGUUUCUCUAUUCAUGUACUGUAAGAAGGACUUCCCAGUUUAUAUAUAGCCAAAUACUUCGUUAAAGUGUGCUUUGGAAAUGCAUGUUUUCCUUGACAGGGUGCCUCGUUACAAAACCCUUUCAGAACCUUGAGUAAGAAAAGUUAUGAGAUCUCCCAUGCUUACCGGCCAGUGCUUGUAAUGGAG
Messenger RNA from Melanotaenia boesemani (Boeseman's rainbowfish), 2391 nucleotides. RefSeq names its product putative carbonic anhydrase 3. Gene Ontology annotation, cellular component: plasma membrane. The record is from RefSeq and is a predicted model, not a curated record. The transcript is spliced from 9 exons. Gene Ontology annotation, molecular function: zinc ion binding; carbonate dehydratase activity. Lineage: Eukaryota; Metazoa; Chordata; Actinopteri; Atheriniformes; Melanotaeniidae. Bases 131 to 1042 code for a protein of 303 amino acids.